UAAGUGUUCAACACGCGACGUUAGUGCUAAUGGUCACCGUGUUUUUUUCAAUGGCGGAGCGAGUGAUGGAACGGAAUGAGUGACACGUCGCGUAAAGUGAAAAACCCGCUGCUCUCCGCCGCGGCAGUGGGUUUUCCCUUCGAGGACUUUUCGGGGAAUGCUGUGUUAAUGCCUGUAACGCCUGCGACCUCGUCGGUGCUUCAAGAUGAAGGUGAAAUAGCUAGCUUCGUAGGGCAGCAGCCUCCACCUCCGCCGUCAUCCUACCCUGCUGAAUUCAACGUCGGAUCAGCUGCUCGCCUUGACCACCAACAGCAGUAUCAGAAUCAACAGAGCGCGCCUGCCACCGCGGAAAUUAAUCUAUCGCCUCUUAACGAGCCUGGAGAUUCAACAGCCAGUGAAUCCGCCAUUCAACCCCAGAAGCAGGGCUAUCUAUCGUCGCUUCUUUCGUCGCUGCCAAACCUUUCCUUGGCUUCUAUCACCGGCGAUAACAGAGAAGAUUCCACUGCCCGCAUCUCCGCUGUUCCCGAUUACAAUUCGUAUCCCUCUAACUAUCCGCCAAGUAGCUAUUCCACUCCCCCGUACCAAUCCAGCAACGUUGGGCCAUCGCCUGGGCGGCAAGAAAAUCCUUACGAACUUGGAGCAACCACUGCAAGCUGGUAUCAACCGAAUAAUUCUGCUGCUCCAGCAGCUGCAGCUCCGCUGUUUACACCUCCGGCAUCUCAGCCUCCCCCCGCUGCUCUGCCCCCGACAGGAGCUCCGUCGUCGUCUUACAGACUCGGCAACCAGCGGCGACUCAAGUAUGCGCCUCCUCCGGAUCUGACGACUUCCAGUCCUCGGAUCAGCGGUCUAUCUCCACCCACCCCGUUGGUCCCGCAGCCGGCGUUUUCGCCUGCAGCCCCGCCGACGGUGUAUCAGCCUCAGCUUGCGCCAAGUCAAGUUCCGCCUCUAGCGCAGAGGCCUGAGUCCCAAAACGCGUUCCCGAGUGAGCAGAGAACUCUUUCACAGAGCAUAAAGCCGCCGAUCUCCGAGCCAGCAACGCCGCAAAACACCCCGGCGAAUCCGACGCCCUUAUCGACCUUCGCGCCUCCGACUCCGGGCCGCGACUGGGGCCCAGGGGUUGACGAAACUCGGCGAGACAGCGAGGAUGAUGCGCUGCGUGACGUAGACCUUCGCGAGCCCUCACCCUCGGCGUCGCUUCCGGUCCCGUCGGCGCCGGAAGUCGGUUUCACCCCGGAAAAUAAUCUUCCGUCUUCGUCCUCGUCACCGUUUGCCCCGAUCUCGGCGGCGCGGGUCUCUGAGAAACUUGAACAUCUUCUGGCCACCAGGAAGGAGCUUUCGCCGAAGGUCACCGAACGGGAGUCCCUCGAUUUUGGAGGCGAAAAGCUCGAUUCCACCCUUGUCUCAUCCACCGCGGCAUACUUCGCACCGACCCUCGAUCGGCCCGCGUCGAAUCCCAAUUUUUACGACCCGACCAAGUUCCAGGCGGAGAUCCAGCCACUUGGCAGGACUCCGGUGCCCCCGUCUACGACAUCGACGCUGCCACAACCCAGCGCGGUUCCGAGCUUUUACAACCCUUCGCAGUUCUCCACUCCGGCGGAUCCUCAGCCUCAGCUACAGACGCAGUCUCUUUCGGUGCUGGAAAGUUUCGCCCCUGUUUACAAUCCGCAGAGCUACUUCUACCCUCCGGCCUCGAACGCAGCUUUGCCUGACGAUCCUCUCGGAAGCGGAAACAGCCACGAAAACCCGGCGUCUUAUUUCACCCCUCCGUCUCCGCCUAUGGGAGUCGCCGUUCCUGAACCCACUGGAUCCGCCACUCUUGAUCCCAUUCAGAUGUCAGUUAAUCCCCUUGGGAGUUCUGGACACGCGAAUACCUUUGACAGUGGACUGCCAAAUCUACCUCCGAGUCUACAUAAUUUGGCCGCAGGCACCUCGGCACCGAGACAGAUGACGUACCGGCCGGUUUACCAGCACUGGUUCCACCGCAAGGAGGUGGAGACCAAGGUGCUCUGGCUGCCGUUCUCAAUGCAGGACAGUCUGAACCUGGAACAGGUUCACAACUCGACUGAAAUCACUCCCGAGACCACCGUCGCUACCGAGGGCGGGCGGUACGACGUCGACAUCCUCAGGCGACUUAGGAAACCUGUAUACUGGUCCGGGGCCCCGAACGAGGUUCGGAGGUGCUCCUGGUUCUACAAAGGACCCACCGAGUCCCGGUACGUUCCCUACGAGGAGAGCGUCGCCGCCAGACUUGAGGAGGAGUACCAGCAGGCCUGCAACACGGAUGCAUGGGGUAGGCGAAUCGAACUGAACAACGGGGAGCACAUCAUCUUUCACAGCCCCACUGUCCAGGUCCAUUAUCUACAGCCUGGAUCCCCGGAGCCGACUACGUCCUGGGGGAGCAAUAGCGGUUCAGAGGACAGUGCGUAUUUGCAGGGCACGACGCUGCGGCCGCGCGUCGUUAAACGAGGAGUCGACGAGUUCAACAUCGACGAGGGUGAGCCUGAGCAGGUCGACCACCUUCUCUUCCUUGUACACGGCAUCGGAAGCGUUUGCGAUCUCAAGUUCAGAAGCGUCGAAGAAGUUGUCGACGAAUUUCGCAGCAUAUCUCUGCAGUUGGUUCAAUCCCACUACCGUACAGCGAGUGAGCAGGGAAUAGUGCACAAAAUGGAGGUGUUGCCGAUAUCCUGGCACACAACGCUGCACUCCGAGGACACCGGGAUCGACAAGAAGCUGCAAGCAAUAACGCUCGACAGCAUACCGAAGCUGAGGUACUUCACGAAUGACACUCUGUCCGACAUACUCUUUUAUACCAGCCCGAUAUACUGCCAAACGAUUAUGCAAACCGUCGGUCACGAGAUGAAUCGGCUCUAUGCGCUGUUCAAGAAGCGGAAUCCUACCUUCGAUGGCGGAGUCUAUCUCGGUGGUCAUUCCCUGGGGAGUCUGAUAUUGUUCGAUCUCUUGUGUCACCAGAAACCACCGAAGAACGAGGAGGAAGACACGAUCAAGGAGAAGCUUGAGGAGGAGAAGGAACCCGGCGACGAGGCGGUCAAGGAUGACGACGUAGUCAACACGGUGAAAGAGCCGAAAGCGAAGCCUCGGAAGAGUAUGCUCAGCCGGAAAAUCAGCUACGUAAUGGGCUCGGCUGGCACCGGUCAACCCUACAUCAAUUAUCCUCAGCUCCAUUUUCAUCCCAGCGCCUUCUUCGCCCUUGGAAGUCCAAUCGGGAUGUUCGUAACUGUUCGUGGCAUUGACACCCUCGGUGAAGACUUCGCUCUUCCCACCUGCCCCGCUUUCUUUAAUAUCUUUCACCCCUUCGAUCCCGUCGCCUAUCGAAUCGAGGCUCUCAUUCAUCCGGACGCGAGCAAGUUUCGCCCAAAGCUCAUUCCCCAUCACAAAGGAAGAAAGCGGAUGCAUCUCGAAUUGAAGGAAACGAUGGCUCGCGUUGGGGCGGAUCUGAAGCACAAGCUCCUCGACUCAGUGAGAAGUACUUGGAACUCGGUUUAUCAGCUAGCCAUGUUCCACAGAUCGGACAACCAGGCGUUGGAGCAGGAAAUUGACAAGGUGGUCGAGGAACAAUUGAACAACGCGUCAAGCGAGCCCGUGAACAGCCAAGUCGAGGACUCCGGCGAUGACAUCAAGAUCGGGAAAUUGAACGGCGGUAGAAGGGUGGAUUAUGUUUUGCAAGAAGCCCCGUUCGAGUACAUAAACGAAUACAUAUUCGCACUCACGAGUCACGUGUGUUAUUGGGAAUCGGAGGACACGAUGCUGAUGAUGCUGAAGGAGAUAUACGGCUCGAUGGGAAUUCAAAGCGACGCACAGCUGCCUCAGCAAACAUUGACAAUAGAGAGAGCACCGCUGUCGACGGUUGUUAUGCCGCGAGCAAAUCAGCCCGCCUACACGAGCAAUCCCGGCACGUCAGCCGUCGCUGAGUCUAGUUUCGACGGUAAAAGUACACCGGUUGUAAUGGGAAUGGAUCCGACAGCUCCGAUAAGCGAGAGGCCUGUGGGACCUCCACCCACUACCGGAUUCCUUCGAAAGUCGUGAUCCGAUACCUUUGCUGCCAAACACCGCGAUCAAAUACUCGCUCAACUAGUUUGACGCUCCGAUUGUUUCACGAACACGUAGAACGAGAAGGCAAAGAAGGAGAAGUAGAACAAGGAGCGAAAGAAGAUGACAAAUGACAGUAGAAUUAUAUGCCGAAUAUAUACAGUAUCGAAAGUUUAACGAAAUGCCUUUUGCGCAAUCAAAACAUUAUUCACAACUUUCAACGAAGGUACCUACGCGAGAUAAUUUUCAAUUUUUGCGACCAAGACCAACUCGAGGUACUUUUUGGUUUUUCUUGUCUUUUUGCCUGUACGUAUUUCUCUUAUUUUUUAGUUUCCUAUCGCUGAGCUAUUCGCCACAUCGUCUUCACCAUGUAUAAACUUUUUAUUUCUUUCAAAUAUGUUCUCAUUCUACUAAUGUUUCUUUUUUUCUCUCAAGUGGUUUCAAAAUAUGUAUAUAUUGAAUAACAUAAUCAAAAAACUAUUUUUCUUCCUCUUUUUUUUUUGUAAAAUAUAAAUAUCUAGAUAUACGAAUAAAAUACUAUAUUAAUAUUUAUUAAAAUCCGGAUACAGAUUAUUUGUGUAUUUUAAUAAAUUGAUAUUCUUCUAAGAAUUGAUUUCCACAGAUUUGUCCUUUCCAUGACUUGUUAACAAUGUUGUUUCAAUUUUUAAUUGGACAUAUGUUACAGCAACAAUUCCGACUCUCGUACACGAUGAAAAACGAUAAUUCGGGUCUAUUUAGCGUUAGUCCAACGCGAUGACAAAUUCAGCGACAGACGAUACCGUGCUUGGUUUUUUCCUCAUAUCGAAUAUUUGCGAUCAGCCGUUUCCUGUCGUUAAUUCUGCUGUAUAGAAAGGGUAAAAUAAACCAACCUACGUCGCGGAUAACCAAUGAUCGACAGAUAUCUUCGUCUCUCUUUUAGUUCCCGGAUUGAAGCACCUCGUGCGGAGAAUUUUACCGCGCAAUUGGCAAUUUAGCACGCGCGCGCAGUUCGCGCAAGCGCCGCGGAAUUUUCGAGCUUUCGAAGCGGUUGAAACACGUCCGCCCUUUUCCUCCCUGUCCUCGUUUCUCUCUCCUUCUAUUCCUCUUUGUAUUCCUCUAUUACUCUCUCUCUAUUCUCUUCCUCUCCUUUCCUCUCGACCCGCUGCACCGGCUGUCGUUAUAUGUACCUACAUGUGCACUUCGAAGAGUUCGUCGCCGCCGCCGGCGUCGUUGUCGCGGUUUCUUGGCCGCGGUGCCGCACACAAAGAUACGUUGGGAAUCUCGACUAUUCCGUUUCGGAGGAUUUGCUCUGCGCCCUAUUCUCACAAAUUGGGAAUGUCAGGGGAUGCAAAGUCAUCAGAGAGGGCGGGGUUAUAAUUCGAGAAAAUAAAGAACUUUGCGGUUUGAUAAUUCUAUGGAAACAAUUCUUGGAUUUCUUCAACUGAGAUAAGGAACCGGGAGAAUAGUUUGAGUUAUGGACGAAAUAAAAACUUGCUCAAAUUCAUGGCUGCCGUAUCUUUGAACAAACGCACGAGGUCGCAGAAAAUCUUAGCGCAGGCGUCGGCGCGAUGCGCACGAGUAGCAAAAAGUGCGCGCGCGCAUCCACGCGGAUCAGAAUUAUACGGUCGGAACGUUUCACGAAGGUGGUUCCAGAUCGUGACUACAUCGCACAGCUAUUUGGGAAAUGAAACUAAACACAAAGAAGUUAACAAAUACGAAGAUUUUAACGAAAGAUAAUUCUUCCUCUGCCUGGGAACGCGUGUAACAAAACUCGCCAGACGUUAUGUGAACUGUUUCAAAAAGAAAAAAAAGAACUCGAGGCGCGGUACGACACGGAAA
This is a messenger RNA of Neodiprion virginianus, 5865 nucleotides long. RefSeq names its product SEC23-interacting protein-like. Gene Ontology annotation, cellular component: COPII-coated ER to Golgi transport vesicle. The transcript is spliced from 13 exons. Lineage: Eukaryota; Metazoa; Arthropoda; Insecta; Hymenoptera; Diprionidae. The record is from RefSeq and is a predicted model, not a curated record. Bases 76 to 4044 code for a protein of 1322 amino acids. Gene Ontology annotation, molecular function: metal ion binding.